CGCGGGAGGGGGCCGGUGCGGCGCAUGCGCGCUGUGCGCCGCCUCCGCCGCCGCUUAGAGAGCCCCCGCCGUUGCCGCCACUGCCACCGUCGCCGCCGCCUCCUUUCCGCCGGCGGGUGUGUGAAGGAGGAGUCUGAGCAGGGACUGCCGCCGCCAUGGGGAGAAAGUCAAGUAAAGCAAAGGAGAAGAAACAGAAGCGACUGGAGGAGCGGGCCGCCAUGGACGCCGUCUGCGCCAAAGUGGAGGCCGCCAACAAGCUCGAAGACCCCUUAGAGGCCUUUCCAGUGUUCAAGAAAUAUGACCGCAAUGGAUUAAACAUCUCCAUUGAGUGUAAGCGGGUGUCGGGGCUGGAGCCGGCCACGGUGGACUGGGCCUUCGAUCUCACCAAAAGCAACAUGCAGACCCUGUACGAACAAAGCGAAUGGGGCUGGAAGGACCGCGAGAAGAGGGAAGAGAUGACGGAUGACCGGGCCUGGUACCUCAUUGCCUGGGAGGAGAGCGCCGUCCCGGUCGCCUUCUCGCACUUCCGGUUUGACGUGGAGUGUGGGGACGAAGUCCUGUACUGCUACGAGGUCCAGCUGGAGAGCAAAGUGCGGAGGAAAGGUCUGGGCAAGUUUCUGAUCCAGAUCCUGCAGCUUGUGGCCAACAGCACCCAGAUGAAGAAGGUCAUGUUAACGGUGUUCAAACACAACCACGGAGCAUACCAGUUUUUCAGGGAAGCUUUGCAGUUUGAGAUCGACGACACCUCUCCCAGCAUGUCCGGCUGCUGCGGCGACGACUGCUCCUACGAGAUCCUGAGCCGGAGGACCAAGUUCGGGGACAGCCAGCAUGCCCACUCGGGUGGGCACUGCGGCGGCUGCUGCCACUGAGGCUUCCCCAGGCCCCGAGCCGCCUCCCCCGGCCUGGCCCCUCCCCUGCGUCCCACCACUCCACACAUUCACAGCUGCCUCUCACCUUUCAGGUCUUCCACUCCAGAGCUGCCAGCGCGCCCCCGCCUUGGUGGGCCUCCAAGCACCGUCCCUCCCCCCAGCAGGGGUGGGCGGUGCCGGGCUGGGGAAGCUCCCCAUUUCUCUGGGGGGCCCACGGGGUGUUUCUGUGCCAGCCUGUGACGCGAGUCGGGCUUCCGAGCCCUUUCUCCGCUUCACCAGAACCCUGCCCUCCCCCCCGGCAGUGGGUCCCUGCUGGGCUCCCCCGCACCGGAGAAAUGGGGCGCCCCCCAGGCCCACGGGCACCGAGAACACCGGGGUCUGGCCAGGAGACAGGGGGCUUUAGCUUUGAGAGCCUCCACUUGUAGUUUCCUCUCCCAGAGAGAAGUGGCGGGGCAAGGUGUGCAUGUGCAGACCUGGGGCCCCCCGGACGCUGCUACAGGGCUCUCCCUUCCCCGCCGGGCCGGGCCCAGAGGCCUGGAACGACCCACCCAGCCUGGCUCCGGGCUUGUCCUCUGACCCCUGCCCCAAGGGCUGCUGCUCCUCUCCGGGGGAAAUAACAUCAGGGAGCCCCCAGGCUUCCCCUGGAAAGCGGCCCACUUCCUGUCGGCCUCUGCCGUUUCCUCUCUACUUUGGUGCUGACUCUUCCCCUCCCCCGCCGGCAGCAGGCCUCCCCCUCUGCCUCAGUGAGGCAAUGACCCCACCAGCUGUCUGCGGGCCAGAGGGGCGGCUCGGGCCGGCCUCGGCCCGUUUUGUUCAGGGAUGCCCUCUGCCCGCCCCCUCCCUCCGGCAGAAUCUGCUCUGUCCUUCCCAGGAGGCCGGGGGGAGGGGGGCCCUGGGGAGCCCACCUCCCCCCUGCUGUGACUCCUUAGAAGCCCCUACUUAGGGAGCGUCUUUCAAGUUUUAACCUCUGUGAAGGUUCUAGCCGAAGGUCUAUCCUCGGACCGACCUCAGCUCCCCCUGCCCCUCGCCGCCCCGGGAGGCAGCUGUGCCCGCUGCUCUCGCUCUCCCCUCCCCUUCUCUCCCUUGCCCUCGGCGUGGGAGCGUGGGCACAGAUGCCCGUGGGCCAUCCUCCAGCACACCAGCCUGCGAGCUGCCGAGACCCGGGCCCCGCUCCCCUCGGCAGCUCGCCCCCUGCUUUCCCUUGGAAAGGGCCAGGGAUUUUCUCAGACGCCUUUGCAGCUUUUACACUGGAUGAAAUCCCUGCUCCUCCCCUUCCCCCCAGCCCCCCCAAUGGCUCUGAGAGAAGCUCCUGCCCAGGGGCGGAUUUCUAGGUCACAGAAAGGGGCUGAUUUGGGCUUCCUCACACUAGGAGCGGAGGAAGGACCUUUUCAGAAGAGUUUCCCUUCAGCUCUCCAGGGAUAUAAACCAAAACACUUUGGGUCUCAAAUCAUGGAUUUCUGACUGUGUAUGCCCCCAGAAUUCCAAAGGAAUCCCCAGCAAAAAUUCCAAGUAACUUGAGUUCAUUGUGUGUCUCUUUUUUACUGACCUCCUGACCUCUUCCUCCUAGCCAGCCCCAGGUCCCAAACUCACUGGCAGGGGAGUGACGUUGAAGUUGCCCCCAGCUUCCUUCGUGCCCGGUGCUCUUCUGCUGGCCCAGCAUGCAUUCCUUGGUUGGGUUUUCCUCUCCGGGACCCCUGGGCCCUCCCUCGCAUCAGUGUCUUGCCUCAACUUCUCCUGAGUCUACUUUCUGAGACCUGUAGCUCUGGUGGGACCGACUCAUGGUUUUGUUUGGGGUGUGUCGAAGUACUUUGGUUAAAGACGGCUUUUUUGCGUUGUGCCCAUCCUGUGCCCGGGCUGGGUCACUUCUGUUGGUGUGUUUGUGCACGUGCCCGAGUGAGUGCGAUUCUUCUUAACCUCUGGGUUUUUUAGAGGAAAGUUGGAAAACAGACCCUACUCUUGAUAUAUAUAUAUUUUUUUCCUCAGUAAAUUCUUUUCUCACUGGAAUCAAAGGGAAAAAAGCAAACUUUUUGCAGUGGUUUUAUUUGUACGUUACAGAUUAAAGACACUUGGUUGAGUUGCUGGUAUGGCUUCCUGGCAGAAGGGGGUUGGGAACAGGCCACGGUGGCGUCCACUUGGUUUGAUUUUGAAAGGCAUCGGUCCCUGGGUCAUUGAGGAAGAGCUUUAGGGCAGGAAGGGCUUGGACUAAUGGCCACUUAUUCUCAGCUCGGAUGUCCUUGGAGGACACUACCUCCAACAGUCUCUGUUCUCAGAAUCAAGAAGGCAAGAUGAAAUGUCAAAACGUCCAACUCGUCCCCAACCCCUCCCUACCCAACGAGCACAGAAAACCAAGAAAAGGUCCUAGGGGGACAUUGGUUUUCAGCCCAGGACACCUUAGGAAGAAAGGUCUGUGGACAUGGAGAUAAGGGCUGACCAGGAGAGAGGGGCAGGAGCAGCCUUGGCUCCCAAGGACUGCAAGGCCACUGAACUCUUGGUCAGAAAAUGAGGUAUCCCAGGGGAUCUGUAUACUAGCACUGAAGGCAAGUGUUCUUUAAACUGUAUGUGAAUGUGUGUGUGCGAAUACAUAUAUAUAUACACACAUACACACACAUAUAUAUAGUUCUGUCAUGUCCAACUUUUUGUGAUCCUAUUCAGGGUUUUCUUGGCAAAGACACUGGAGGGGGUUGCCAUUUCUCAAGCUCAUUUUACAGAUGAGGAAACUGAGGAAGCAGAGUUAAGUGACUUGCCCAAAGUCACACAGGUAGCAAGUGUGAGCCUGGAUUUGAACUCAAGACUUCUUGACUGGUACUUCAUUCAAUGUCGCUUAGCUGCUGAAAAAGAUGAGCAAGCAAACCCCAAAAAGCCUGACAAAUGCCUAUUAUGGCUGACAGGGAAAUGCAAGACAAAAUCAGAAGACAGCCACGUAAAAAUAUCUUCAGAGACUGAAAGAAAAAUGAAGAUUGGACAAAAGCCCAACGACAACUUCCUAGAACAGCUAGGGAAAAUAUAUGUGUAUAUAUACACGCAUGUAUUAUGUAGAUGUAUGCACAUAUGUAUACCCAUAUGUUUUUUAAAAAAAACCCUAAGAGCAAAAAUCGGGAAAACUACAAGGAGGAUUUUAAAAAAGAAUUAACUGCUUGGUAAAAGAGAUACAGAAAAAGUACCUUUUAAAAAAUCAAUUAGCCAAACAAGCUCAUGGUUCCAUGAGACAUUAAGAAACAAUAAAACCAAGUCAAAAGACCAAUGGGAGAAAAAGGAGAAAUGCAAAAUGUGAGAAAUGAUAACUCUGAAGCUACAGUGACAAUACCACAAGACUUAGCAACUUCUACAUUAAAAAACAAAGGACGUGGAACAUGAUUUUCUGAAGAGCAGAAGAACAAGAGUAAUUUAUCUAGCAAAAUGGAGUGGAAAGAAAAGAUAUUUAAUGAAGUAAUGGACUCAGUUAUAAAACUAGAACAAUGAAAAUUCGACCUACAUGAAUGAGGAGAAACAGUUCUUAAAUGGGAAAACAUCUCAUUCUUUAAAAUGUUUAAUGUCUAAUUUGAAAGAGGAUAGAAGGCUUGGGCUCGAGUUGGGUGUGAUGGGAUACUCCUGGAAUAUAAAGUUUGAUAGACUAUCAGACCUUUGGAGAAGGGAGGAAUUUAUGACCAAAGAAGAACUAGAGAACAUCAUGAAAAGCAAAGUGGACAACUUGAUUCUAUUAAAUUAAAAAAAAAAAAUUUGCACAAAGCCAACCAAAGAUUAAAAGUGCAAAACUGGAGAAAAGUCUUUACAGCCAGUGUUUCUGACAAAAGAUCUCAUUUUUAAAAUGUAAAGAACUGUGCCAAUUUUGUAAGAAUACAAAUCAUUUCCCAAUUGGUUGUCAAAGGAUGUGAACAAUUUUUAGUUAAAAGAAAUUGAGGCCAUCUAUAAUUAUUGCUCUAUUGAUUAGAGAAAUACAAAUUAAAACUCUGAGCUAUCACCUCAUACCUGUCAGAUUGGCUAAUAUGACAGGAAAAGAUAAAUGUUGCAGGGGACGUGGGAAAACUGGGAUACCAAUGCAUUUUCGGUGGGAAAACUGGGACGCCAAUGCAUUGUCGGUGGAACUGAAAUCCAACCAUCCUGAAGAGCAAUUUGGAACUAUGCCCAAAGGGCCAUAAAACUGCGUACUCUCUGACCAGAAGUGCCACUACCGAGUCUAUAUCCCAAGGAAAUCAUAAAGGAGGGAAAAGAACCCACAUGUGCAAAAACGUAGCAGCUCUUUUUAUAGUAGCAAAGAAUUGGAAAAUGAGUAUGUGGCCAUCCGUUGGGGAAUUGGCUGGAUAGGUUAUGGUAUGUGAAAGUAAUGGAAUAUUAUUCUAUAAAAAAUGAUAAGCUGAUUUUAGAAAGGCCUGAAGAGAUUGACAUGAACUAAUGCUGAGCAAAACAAGCAGAACCAUUCACAAUAAUAGCAAGAUUGUGCGACAAUCAACUAUGAAAGGCUUGGUUUUUCUCAAUUGUUCAGUGAUCCAAGGCAAUCCCAUUAGACUUUAAAUAGAAAAUCCAUCUGUAUCCAGAAAAGGAACUAAGAAGACCAUGCAAAUCAGCACAUGCUAUAUUCACUUCUUUUUUCUGAUUUUUUUUCUCUCCCAUGGUUUUUCCCUUUGACUCUGAUAUUUCUCUCCCAAUAUGAUUCAUAAAGUCAUCUAUAUUGAAAAAUAAAUUUACUAGAAAAAAUAGUUUGGUAGAAUAUAAAUUAUGGAGUGAUUCUAUACUAAUCAGGCAUGAAUGGAAUAACUGUUAAAGUGGAUAGGGCAGGAGGUAGAGGGUUAAUAGUGAUAGAACUUUAUUCUCAUCACAACUGGGUUAAAGAGGGUAUAACAUGUCUGAGGAGGGAUAGGGUAAAAAGAGAAAGAAGGAUAAAUUGAAAAAAUAGGACGAAGGGGAAAAUGUACAACUAGUAAUCAUAACUGUGAAUGGGAUUAGCUGGCCCACAAAAUGGAUUAAAAACCAGAACCAAUAUGUUUAUAAGAAACAUUUUAAAAUGAGAGCGACACAUAGUAUAAAAAUAAAGAGCUGGAGUAGAGUUUAUUAUGCAGCUGCUGAUAACAAAAAAAAAAAAAAAAAAAAAGCAGGGGUAGUGACAAUCAUGAAUUUAUACAAAGUUCAAGCUAAAAUAGACUUAAGAGAGAAACAGGGAUAUUACAUUAUGAUACAAGGUACCAAAUUAAUUCCAAUGGAAAUAGCAAAACUCUAAAUAACAGAAGGUCUCAACCUUCCCCUUUCAGAACUAGGUAAAUCUAACCAAAAACAUCUCCCUUGAGUUAUCACCUUGUUUCAAGUUGAGUUAACACUAGGAUUCCAACAAGAGAUGAAUAGAAUCUUAGAUAAACUAGAUAUACUAUUUAUCUGGAGAGAAUGGAAUGGGAAUAGAACGGAAUGCCCCUUUUCCUCAGAAGUACGUGCUACCUUUAUAAAAAUUUGCCAUAUAUUAAGGCACAAAAAAAUUAGGGUUAAAUGCAGAAAAGCAGAAUAUUCAAUGUGUUCUUUUCAGAUCAUAACGCAAUAAUUAUUUUUAGUAAAGAACCAUGGAAACAUUAAAUAUUCAAUGGAGAUUAAAUAAUCUCAUCUUAAAAGAUUGGAUUAAAAAAUGAAUGAGUCAUGGGAACAAGGAGACAAUAUACGAAAAUCUACAGGAUGCAGCAAAAGCAGUAAUCAGGAAUUUAUAUCCCUAAAUGCUUUUGUUAAUAAAAUAAAGAGCAAACAAAUGAAUUUGGUAUGCAGUUUUUUUUUUAAUGGGAAAAGGAACAAAUUAAAAAUGCCCAAUUAAAUACCAAAUUGGACGUUCUAAAAAUUAAAGGUGAGGUUAAUAAAUUGAGCAUAGGCAUAAAAUAUGGAAAUAGAUACAGAAAAACAGAUAUAUUAAAUGUUCUGUUUUUGGACCAAAAUGCAAUAAAAAUUACAUUCAAUUAAGAAUCUUUGAAGUAUAGAUUUAAAAUUCAUCGGAAACGACAUCAUCCUAAAGAAUGGAUGGGUCAAAGAGUAAAUCGUAAAAAACAAUUUCAUUAAAGAUAUUGAUAACAAUAAGACAAUUUACCAAAAUUUGUGGGAUGCAGCCAAAGCACUAUUUAAAGAAAUUUUUUUCUCUUUUAAACUCUUAGAUCAAUAAAAGAAAAAGAGCAGAUGAUUGAAUUGGGCAUGAAACUAUAUAUAUAUAUAUAUAUAUA
Molecule: messenger RNA, 7051 nt
Organism: Antechinus flavipes (yellow-footed antechinus)
Lineage: Eukaryota; Metazoa; Chordata; Mammalia; Dasyuromorphia; Dasyuridae
Gene: NAA40
Product: N-alpha-acetyltransferase 40, NatD catalytic subunit
Exons: 8
Coding region: 156-869 (237 amino acids)
Cellular component (GO): nucleus
Molecular function (GO): protein N-terminal-serine acetyltransferase activity; histone H2A acetyltransferase activity; histone H4 acetyltransferase activity
Source: RefSeq, a predicted model, not a curated record